Molecule: messenger RNA, 960 nt
Organism: Budorcas taxicolor (takin)
Lineage: Eukaryota; Metazoa; Chordata; Mammalia; Artiodactyla; Bovidae
Product: olfactory receptor 1038
Exons: 1
Coding region: 1-960 (319 amino acids)
Biological process (GO): sensory perception of smell; G protein-coupled receptor signaling pathway
Cellular component (GO): membrane
Molecular function (GO): odorant binding; olfactory receptor activity; G protein-coupled receptor activity
Source: RefSeq, a predicted model, not a curated record
AUGGCUAAAGUGAAUCUUACUUUUGUCACUGAAUUCAUUCUCAAGGGAAUUACAGACCAGCCAGAGCUUCAGGUCCCCUGCUUCGUGGUGUUGUUGGUCAUUUACCUGGUCACAGUGCUGGGCAACCUGGGUUUGAUAACCUUGAUCAGAAGUGAUGCUCGACUCCACACACCUAUGUACUAUUUCCUCAGUCACUUGGCCUUUGUUGAUCUCUGCUACUCCUCUGCUAUCACACCAAAGAUGAUGGUGAACUUUGUUGUGGAGCACAACACUAUUGCUUUCUAUGCUUGUGCAACGCAACUGGGCUGUUUUCUCACCUUCAUGAUCACAGAGUGUUUCCUCUUAGCUUCCAUGGCCUAUGAUCGCUAUGUGGCCAUCUGUAGUCCCCUGCAUUAUUCCACACUGAUGUCAAAGAGAGUCUGCAUUCGACUACUGGCAGUUCCAUAUAUAUACAGCUUUCUGGUCGCCCUGUUCCAUACCAUCAUCACCUUCCGUCUAACUUACUGUGGCCCCAAUGUUAUUAACCAUUUCUACUGUGAUGACCUCCCUCUCUUGGCUCUGUCAUGCUCAGACACACGCAUGAAGGAAAUUCUGAUCUUUGCCUUUGCUGGUUUUGAUAUGAUCUGUUCGUCUUCCAUUGUCCUCACCUCCUACCUCUUCAUCAUCACCGCCAUCCUAAGGAUCCGCUCUACCCAGGGCCGACUCAAGGCCAUUUCUACCUGUGGCUCCCACAUGGUGGCUGUUACUAUUUUUUAUGGCACGCUGAUCUUUAUGUACCUGCAACCCAAGUCAAACCACUCCCUGGACACAGACAAAAUGGCAUCUGUGUUUUACACUGUGGUGAUCCCCAUGUUGAACCCACUCAUCUAUAGUCUAAGAAAUAAAGAGGUGAAAGAUGCCUCCAAGAAAGUCUUGGGAAAAGGUUGUGAAAUUUUAAAGACAUUAAAAUUAAGAAAAUAA